AUGUAUGAUUAUUUUAUAGAUGAAAUAAACAAAGCCGGAGAUCAAAGUAUACCUUUUAAAAAAAUAUGCACUAAUCCUAGUCAGGUAUUUCAACCAAAAACAUAUUGGGAUUCUUCAUUGUCUCGAGCUAUAGCAGAACGACGUUUGGCUUUAAAAAAAUUUCGACGUAAUCCUAUCCCUAACAAUUUUGAUAAACUUACAUCAAAAAUAGCAAAUGCUCAACGAUUAACUCGACGUGCUAGAACUAAUGAUUGGCAAGGUUUUUGUACACAAAUCGAUGAAGUUACGGACAUUCCUACUAUGUGGAACAAAAUGUGUUGGAUGAAAGGAGUAAAACCGAAGUAUUCUCAAAUAACUGAAAGUAUGAAAAAAGACCUUUUACAUUCUCUGACUCCAGAUUAUGCAGAAUACCCGCAACCCACACUUCAUUCGGACAAUGAAGCAUUGCAGCAGGAUUUUUCAUUAGAAGAAUUACAAAAUUGUCUCAAGAAAAAGGAUACUGCUCCAGGGGAUGAUAAUAUUACUUACAGUAUGAUAUACAACUUACCCAAUGAAGAGUGGCAACCACGCGAUGGAAAAAGGAAAAGAGGAAGACAGGCAAAGAGAUGGAUAGAUGACUUAAGAAAUUUGAAGGCGAAACCUGGCCUAGAAAAGAAA
Molecule: messenger RNA, 657 nt
Organism: Brenthis ino (lesser marbled fritillary)
Lineage: Eukaryota; Metazoa; Arthropoda; Insecta; Lepidoptera; Nymphalidae
Source: the annotation of a GenBank genome assembly